This is a messenger RNA of Diaporthe amygdali, 999 nucleotides long. Its product is annotated as JmjC domain-containing protein 7. The coding region runs from base 1 to 999 and encodes 332 amino acids. Gene Ontology annotation, molecular function: 2-oxoglutarate-dependent dioxygenase activity. Lineage: Eukaryota; Fungi; Ascomycota; Sordariomycetes; Diaporthales; Diaporthaceae. The record is from RefSeq and is a predicted model, not a curated record. The transcript has 6 exons.
AUGGAGACAGCAGUCGUCGACCCUUUGGCCGAGUUGCUGACCAAUUAUAACGAGCUGAACACCUCCGUUGUCGACGAGCUCUAUGAAGAGCCAAGCCCGCUUGAGUUCAUGAGAUAUGUCUCGAGAAACACCCCUUUCGUGGUGAGGGGUGGAGCAAGCGACUGGAAUGCAACCAAGACCUGGGAUCUGGGCCGACUAGAGAACCUCUUGCGCGACCUGACCGUCAAUGUCGCUGUGACUCCCAAAGGGAACGCCGACGCUCCCACAAGGAACGAGAAGGGCGAACUGGUCUUUGCCAAACCGUGUGAGGAAGACCAGCCCUUCUCCGACUUUGUUCAAUAUGUUGCGUGUCAAGAAAAAGAUGCUUCCUUCCCUCAGGACAGCGAGAUAAGAUAUGCUCAGACUCAAAAUGACAAUCUUCGCCACGAGUAUAUCUCUUUAUUCGACCAGGUCCAGCGUGACAUUCCGUUUGCCCGGAUUGCUCUGCAGAAAGAGCCCGAUGCCAUCAACAUGUGGAUCGGCAAUUCCCGCUCAGUGACAGCCCUUCACAAGGACAAUUACGAGAACAUCUACGUACAAGUUCAAGGGCAAAAGCACUUCGUCCUGCUGCCUCCACAUUGCCACCCAUGUGUUAACGAGAAACCCCUCCGCCCCGGGACUUAUGCACGGGAUGCGCAGGACGGCGGACUGCAUCUGGCCAUGGACGGCGGUGGAAACGGCGAGGCAGACAGUGUGCCGUUUGCAAUCUGGGACCCGGACCGUCCGGACGAGAAUGCAACACCUUACUCCAAGCUCGCGGAGCCAAUGCGUGUCACAUUGCAGAAGGGCGACAUGCUUUAUCUUCCUGCCAUGUGGUAUCACAAGGUGUCACAAUCAUGCUCCGAGGAGGGCAUAUGUGUUGCUGUGAAUUAUUGGUACGAUAUGGAAUUCAGCGGGCCACUUUAUCCUGCAACGUCAUUUGUAAGAUCAAUCAGCCUACAGAACGAUAGCGGUCUGUAG